This is a messenger RNA of Cyprinodon tularosa, 9720 nucleotides long. RefSeq names its product filamin-C-like. Lineage: Eukaryota; Metazoa; Chordata; Actinopteri; Cyprinodontiformes; Cyprinodontidae. Gene Ontology annotation, biological process: actin cytoskeleton organization. Gene Ontology annotation, molecular function: actin filament binding. The record is from RefSeq and is a predicted model, not a curated record. The transcript has 50 exons. The coding region runs from base 256 to 8721 and encodes 2821 amino acids.
GAUCUGGUGAUGGUGGGGGUCAUUCCUGGGAGUCCAGCAGAGUGACGCUGAUCUCCUUAACCCUGCGGGUCCCCUGGAGCCCAGCCUCAGUCCUCCGGGCCACAGCCCCGCAGUCUGCGCUGCUUUUCCUCGGAGCAAGCCCAACUUUUCUGGGAUCCUCCCCCUCGGACUGGACCCUCCGGCUCUGGCCCCUGUGAUCCUGGCUCUGCCCCCCGCCGCUCCUCUUCGGUUCCUCCGAUAUAAAAGGAGCGCAGCAUGAUGAAGAACAGCGGCUUCCUGGAGCCGCAGCAGCUCUUCUUCCUCAGCAACGCAGAUCCAGAGGAGGAGGAGGAGGAGGAGGAGGAGGAGGAGGAGAUGCCGGCCACAGAGAAGGACCUGGCGGAGGACGCGCCCUGGAAGAAGAUCCAGCAGAACACCUUCACCAGGUGGUGCAACGAGCACCUGAAGGUGCUCAACAAGCGGAUCGCGGACCUGCAGAAGGACCUGAGCGACGGGCUGAAGCUGAUAGGGCUGCUGGAGGUGCUGAGCCAGAAGAAGAUGUACCGGAAGUACCACCUGAGACCCAACUUCAGGCAGAUGAAGCUGGAGAACGUGUCCGUGGCUCUGGAGUUCCUGGAGAGGGAGCACAUCAAGCUGGUCUCCAUCGACUCCAAGGCCAUCGUGGACGGGAACCUGAAGCUGAUCCUGGGUCUGAUCUGGACCCUGAUCCUUCACUACUCCAUCUCCAUGCCCAUGUGGGAGGAUGAGGAUGAUGAAGAUGCCAAGAAAUUGACCCCCAAACAGCGCCUGCUGGGCUGGAUCCAGAACAAGGUUCCCCAGCUACCCAUCACCAACUUCCACCGAGACUGGAGGGAUGGAAAAGCACUGGGAGCACUGGUGGACAACUGCGCCCCUGGUCUCUGUCCAGACUGGGAAACCUGGGAUCCCAGUCAGCCGGUGGAGAACGCCCGGGAGGCCAUGCAGCAGGCAGACGACUGGCUGGGAGUCCCACAGGUGAUUGCUCCAGAGGAGAUCGUUGACCCAAACGUGGACGAGCACUCUGUCAUGACAUACCUGUCCCAGUUCCCUAAAGCCAAGCUGAAGCCCGGAGCGCCGCUAAGAGCAAAGACACUGCAUCCAAAGAGGGCUAAAGCUUAUGGUCCAGGUAUUGAAGCACGAGGCAACACAGUUCUGAAACCAGCAGAGUUCCUGGUGGAGACGGUGGAGGCUGGAAUGGGAGAGGUCCUGGUUUAUGUGGAGGAUCCGGAGGGACACACAGAAGAAGCCCGAGUGAUCCCCAACAAUGACAAGAACCGAACCUAUUCUGUGGUGUACCUGCCCAAGGUGGAGGGUCUUCAUAAGGUCAAAGUGCUGUUUGCCGGGCAGGACAUUGACAGAAGCCCCUUCAUGGUGAAUGUUUCGAAAGCCAUGGGGGACCCCACCAGGGUUCAGGCCCGAGGGCCAGGUCUGCAGCCGAUGGGAAACGUAGCCAAUAAACCUACCUAUUUUGACAUUUAUACAGCAGGGGCAGGUUCUGGGGACGUAGGUGUUAUCAUUGUAGACUCAAACAGCCGGAGGGACACAGUGGAGAUUGUCUUGGAGAACAGAGGAGACAGUAUAUUCCGGUGUACCUAUGUGCCUGUCCUGGAAGGCCUUCAUACCAUCUAUGUGACCUUUGCUGGGCAACAGAUUCCCAGAAGUCCUUUCACUGUCAACAUCUCCGAAGUUUCACAGAACGCCCCUCCCCCUGACUCUCCAGUGCAGAUUGUACCACAGUCCAUACGUACCCCACCCUCAGAAAAGACCAGAAGAGCCCCCCCACCAACACCGCCAAAAUCCAGGCGACCAACCUGCAACCCGAAUGCCUGCAGAGCCUCGGGUCGAGGUCUGCAGCAGAAGGGCCUGAGGGUGAAGGAAGUGGCCGAUUUCAAAGUGUAUACUAAAGGAGGCGGCAGCGGGGAGCUCAAAGUCAGCGUGAAGGGUCCCAAGGGCCGUGAGGAACCUGUGAAGGUGCUGGAGAUGGAAAACGGCAUUUAUGAGUGUAAUUAUUACCCAAUCAUGACAGGGAAGUACAUCAUAAUUAUCACAUGGGGAGGACACAGCAUUCCCCGCAGCCCAUUUGAGGUACAUGUAAGUGAGGAGGCGGGACCUCAGAAGGUGAGGGCCUGGGGUCCAGGUCUGGAGACCGGUAUGGUGGGGAAGAGCGCAGACUUCGUGGUGGAGGCAAUCGGCACAGAAGUGGGAACUCUCGGUUUCUCCAUCGAGGGGCCCUCUCAGGCUAAAAUCGAGUGUGACGAUAAAGGUGACGGAUCCUGUGAUGUUCGAUACUGGCCCACUGAACCAGGAGACUAUGCCGUCCAUGUCAUAUGUGAUGAUGAGGACAUUAAGGACAGUCCCUUCAUGGCCCACAUCCUCCCUGGAGCCAUUGAUUUGUUUCCUGAGAAGGUGAAAUGUUUCGGUCCUGGUCUGGAGCCUCUUGGUUGUAUUGUCAACAAACCAGCUGACUUUACCAUUGAUACGAGUGAAGCUGGCAGAGGAGAGCUGAGGCUCUACGCUCAGGAUGCAGACGGUUUCCCCAUCGACAUCCAAAUCACAGAUAACGGAGACUGCACCUACUUUUGUGUCUACAUUCCUACCAAACCCAUCAAACACACCAUCAUCAUCACCUGGGGCGAAGUUAAUGUUCCCAACAGCCCCUUUAGGGUGAUAAUCGGAGAGGGCAGCCAUCCAGAGAACGUGAAGGUCUACGGUCCAGGUGUGGAGAAGACAGGCCUGAAGGCCAAUGAGCCAACAUACUUCACUGUGGACUGCAGUGAGGCUGGACAAGGUGAUGUCAGCAUCGGGAUCAAGUGUGCUCCUGGUGUGGUCGGACCGGCAGAGGCAGACAUUGACUUCGACAUUAUCAAGAAUGACAAUGACACGUUCACAGUGAAGUACAUGCCUCCGGGUCCUGGUCAAUACACCAUCAUGGUGCUGUUCGCUGAUCAGGAAAUUCCCGUCAGUCCAUUCAGAAUCAAGGUGGAUCCCUCUCAUGAUGCAGCCAAGGUCAGAGCAGAGGGCCCUGGACUCAACAGGACUGGUGUGGAGGUUGGAAAGCCCACACACUUCACCAUUUACACCAAAGGGGCCGGUAAAGCCAAACCAGAGGUCCAUUUUAUUGGAGCAGCUAAAGGCGAAGCUGUUCGUGACUUUGAGAUUAUCGACAACCAUGACUACUCAUACACGAUCCGCUACACCGCAGUGCAGCAGGGGAACAUGUCCAUCACUGUUUGCCACGGAGGAGACCCCAUCCCUAGAAGUCCAUUCAGCAUCAUCGUGGCCCCCCCUCUGGACCUCAGCAAGGUUAAAGUCCAGGGACUCAACAACAAGGUGGACGUUGGAGUGGAUCAGGACUUCUCCAUCACGACUCGAGGUACUGGAGGUCAGGGAAAACUGGAUGUAAAGAUCACCUCCGCAUCACGUCGUCCAAUCCCCAGCAAACUGGAAUCUGGCACAGCCAAUGAGGUUCACACUGUGAAGUACGUCCCCCCCGAGGAGGGACUGUACAGAGUGGACAUCAGCUAUGAUGGAAACCCCGUCCCAGGAAGUCCGUUCACUGUGGAGGGUGUCAUGCCCCCAGAUCCUUCAAAGGUCCGGGCCUACGGUCCUGGUCUUCAGGGUGGGUUAGUGGGCAAACCAGCUCCGUUUGCCAUCGACACAAAGGGAGCUGGAACCGGUGGACUUGGCCUGACGGUGGAAGGUCCAUGUGAGGCCAAGAUCGAAUGCCAGGACAAUGGGGACGGAUCCUGUUCUGUGUCCUAUCUACCCACCGAACCCGGAGAAUACGCCAUCAACAUCCUGUUUGCAGACCAGCAUGUCCCUGGGUCGCCCUUCAAGGCCGUGGUCCAGUCCAUGUUUGACCCCAGCAAGGUGAUGGCCAGCGGCCCCGGCUUGGAGCGGGGAAAGGUGAACGAGACCGGGGCCUUUACGGUGGACUGCUCUAAGGCCGGUGAAGCUGAACUCACCAUCGAGAUAAUCUCAGAUAGUGGCUCCAAAGCUGAGGUCCAUGUUCAGAACAACGGUGACGGGACCUAUUCCAUCACCUACACCCCUCCAUGCCCAGGCAUGUAUACCAUCACCAUCAACUACGGAGGACACAUGGUGCCAAAGUUCCCGGUCCGUCUGCAGGUGGAUCCAGCUGUCGACACCAGCGGGGUGAAGGUGUUUGGACCGGGCGUGGAACCAAGAGGCGUCCUGAGGGAGGUACCGACCCAUUUCAUGGUUGAUACCCGGGCUCACUUUAAGAGUGGAGGCAGCCACAUCAAAGUAAGAAUCUCCAACCCAUCCGGAAUCAACACAGACGCCCAGGUCUCUGAUAAAGCAGACGGGACCUACAGAGUGGAGUACACACCUCUAGAAGAUGGUUUGCACUUGAUUGAAGUUCUCUUAGAUGACGUCUCAGUCCCAAAGAGUCCCUUAAGGGUCUCGGUUACCGAGGGUUGUGAUCCCAGCCGAGUCCGUGCCUUCGGCCCUGGUUUAGAGGAAGGGCUUGUCAACAAAUCGAACAGCUUCACUGUUGAAACCAGGGGUGCAGGCACCGGAGGGCUCGGGCUGGCCAUUGAAGGUCCAUCAGAGGCAAAGAUGUCCUGUCAGGAUAACAAAGAUGGCAGCUGCAGUGUGGAGUACAUCCCAUUCACUCCUGGAGAAUAUGACGUGAACAUCUCCUUUGGAGGCCUUCCUAUUCCAGGUAGCCCAUUCCGUGUCCCAGUCCGACAGCUGGUUGAUCCCAGUAAAGUGAGGUGUUCUGGUCCUGGUCUUGGAGGAGGAGUCCGAGCUCAUGUUCCUCAGACCUUCACUGUAGACAGCAGCAAGGCGGGAGUGGCUCCACUGGAGGUCCAGCUCUACGGACCAACAGGUGUAGCCGAGCCGGUCAUUGUCAAGGACAACGGAGAUGGCUCUCACACGGUGAACUACACUCCGGCCAGCGACGGUCCUUACAUGGUGUGUGUGAAAUACGCAGAUCAGGAGGUCCCUCGAAGCCCCUUUAAGAUCAAAACUUUACCGGCCCAUGAUGCCAGUAAAGUCAGAGCCAGCGGUCCUGGUCUGAACGCCUCCGGGGUCCCAGCUAGCCUGCCGGUGGAGUUCACCAUCGAUGCUAGGGAUGCUGGUGAAGGACUCCUCACUGUCCAGAUCCUGGAUCCGGACGGGUGCAGGCGAGAGGCCUCGCUGUUUGUGGAGGACUGGGGCAGGAGGGUGUGGCAGACUCAUAUAGUAAAGAAAACCAUCCCCUUCAAUAUUCUGAAGAGAGGCUGCGACCCAGAGGGAAAACCCAAGAAAGCCAGCAUCCGGGACAACAGGGACGGGACGUACACCGUGUCCUACGUCCCAGACAUCACUGGACGUUACACCAUCACCAUCAAGUACGGAGGAGACGAGAUCCCAUACUCCCCCUACAGGAUCCACGCUGUGCCCACCGGGGAUGCCAGCAAGUGUCUGGUCACAGUUUCCAUCGGAGGACACGGCCUGGGUUCAGGUCUUGGCCCGACUAUCCAGAUCGGAGAAGAGACGGUCAUCACAGUGGAUGCAAAGGCUGCAGGCAAAGGUAAAGUCACCUGUAAGGUGUCGACGCCGGACGGGGCGGAGCUGGAUGUGGACGUGGUGGAAAAUGCAGACGGAACAUUUGAUAUUUACUACACGGCUCCGGAGCCCGGCCAGUACAUCAUCACUAUCCGCUUCGGAGGGGAAAACAUUCCCAACAGCCCCUUCCGUAUUGUGGCGAGUGAAACCGUCCCAAUAGUGGAGGAACCAUGUGACAAAGUUCAGUUGAAGCAGCCCUACUCACCCUAUGUGGGCUUCUCCCCUCACUGGGCAACAGAUGAUGCUGUCAGCUCUGCAGAUCGGAUGGAGCCGGUGUUACGUCCCUUCAGUCUGGUCAUCCCCUUCACUAUACAGAAAGGAGAGAUCACAGGUGAGGUGCGAAUGCCGUCGGGUCAAACAGCUUGUCCUAACAUCGCUGACAACAAGGACGGGACGGUGACGGUAAAAUACUCGCCGACUGAACGAGGACUGCACGAGAUGGACAUCAAAUAUGACGGGAACCACAUCCCAGGAAGCCCACUCCAGUUCUUUGUGGAUGCUAUCAACAGUGGUCAUGUGACUGCGUACGGCCCUGGUCUGAGCCACGGCACGGUGGACAAACCCGCCACCUUCACCAUCGUCACCAAAGAUGCAGGAGAAGGGGGCUUGUCUCUGGCUGUUGAAGGUCCAUCCAAGGCUGAGAUCAGCUGCACUGACAACAAAGAUGGGACUUGCACGGUGUCCUACCUGCCCACCGCACCAGGAGACUACAGCAUCAUCGUCAGAUUUGAUGAUGAAAACAUUUCUGGCAGCCCGUUCAUGGCAAAGAUCACCGGUGAUGACUCUAUGAGGACCUCCCAGCUCAACGUUGGGACUGCAUCAGACGUUUCCCUAAAGAUCACAGAGACGGACCUGGGCAGUCUGAUGGCCACCAUCAGAGCUCCGUCAGGUCAUGAAGAACCGUGUCUUCUAAAGAGGCUCCCCAACAGACACAUUGGAAUCUCCUUCACUCCAAAGGAAGUUGGUGAACAUGUUGUGAGUGUGAAGAAAAGUGGGACACAUGUGACCAACAGUCCCUUUAAGAUCAUGGUGGGUCAGUCUGAGAUUGGAGAUGCCAGCAGAGUGAAGGUUUACGGUCAGGGGCUGGUGGAGGGGCACACCUUUGAGGUUGCCGAGUUCAUCGUGGACACCAGGAAUGCAGGUUACGGUGGUCUGGGUCUGUCCAUCGAGGGCCCCAGCAAAGUGGACAUUAACUGUGAGGAUGUGGAGGAUGGGACCUGUAAGGUGACCUACUGCCCCACUGAACCUGGAAACUACAUCAUAAACAUCAAGUUUGCUGACCAACAUGUUCCAGGAAGUCCAUUUACCGUCAAAAUAUUCGGCGAAGGCCGGAUGAAGGAGAGCAUCACCAGGAAGCGCCAGGCCCCAUCCAUUGCCACAGUCGGCAGCACCUGCGACCUCAACCUGAAGAUACCAGGAAACUGGUUUCAGAUGGUUUCAGCUCAGGAACGUCUGACCCGGACGUUCACCCGCAGCAGCCACACCUACACCCGGACCGAGCGGACCGAGAUCAGCAAAACCCGAGCCGGGGAGACCAAAAGAGAAGUCCGGGUGGAGGAGAGCACCCAGGUCGGAGGAGAUCCCUUCAGGGAUGUGUUUGGAGAUUUUCUGGGACGAGAGAGUCUGAGCGGUUUCAGUGGGAUGCCGGCGGGAAGCCGACCGCCACUGCAGGACGGUGAGGCCGGUAACCAGGAGAUGACGGCUCAGGUGACGAGUCCCGGAGGGAAGACGGAGGACGCAGAGAUCAUCAAAGGGGAGGACAGCACCUACAGUGUCCGCUUUGUCCCCCAGGAAAUGGGACCUCACACUGUCAAUGUUAAAUACCGGGGCCAACAUGUGCCGGGGAGCCCCUUCCAGUUUACUGUGGGGCCCCUGGGUGAGGGAGGGGCCCAUAAGGUGCGAGCAGGAGGAACCGGGCUGGACCGUGGAGUGGCAGGGCUACCCGCUGAGUUCAGUAUUUGGACCAGAGAGGCUGGAGCUGGAGGUCUGUCGAUUGCUGUGGAAGGACCCAGUAAAGCUGAGAUCUCCUUUGAGGACCGGAAAGACGGUUCCUGUGGAGUCUCCUACGUGGUCCAGGAGCCUGGUGAUUAUGAGGUUUCCAUCAAGUUUAACGAUGAACACAUCCCAGACUCUCCUUUCAUUGUCCCUGUGGCUAGCCUGUCAGAUGACGCCCGCCACCUCACCAUCACCAGCCUUCAGGAGAUGGGGCUGAAGGUGGGUCAGGAGGCCUCCUUUGCUGUCCAGCUGAAUGGAGCCAGAGGCCUCAUAGAUGCUAAGAUCCACUCACCAUUGGGGGCCACAGAGGAAUGCUGCAUCACUGAGCUGGACAGCGCAGAUCGGCACGCCAUCAGGUUCAUCCCCAAGGAGAACGGCGUUCACUCUAUAGACGUUCGCUUCAACGGCAGCCAUGUACCCGGCAGUCCCUUCAAGAUCCGAGUGGGAGAACCGGGGCAGGUUGGAGAUCCAGGACUUGUGUCUGCCUUUGGACCAGGACUGGAAGGAGGAACCACAGGCGUGGCGUCAGAGUUUAUGGUCAACACCUGUAAUGCCGGAGCUGGAGCUCUAUCUGUGACCAUCGAUGGGCCAUCAAAGGUGAAGAUGGACUGCCAGGAGUGUCCUGAGGGCUACAAAGUCUCUUACACCCCUAUGGCUCCAGGGAGCUACCUGAUCUCCAUCAAGUACGGAGGACCACAGCACAUUGUAGGCAGCCCCUUCAAAGCCAAAGUGUCAGGACCACGCCUGUCAGGAGGUCACAAUCUCCAUGAGACGUCUUCUGUUCUCGUGGAAACCGUCACCAAAACAUCAGCGAUGGGCGGGGCCUUCGCUUCCUUCCCCAAAUUCUCCUCAGACGCCAGUAAAGUCAUCUCCCGCGGCGCUGGUCUGUCUAAAGCCUUCAUCGGUCAGAAGAACACCUUCACAGUGGACUGCAGCAAAGCAGGCACCAACAUGUUGAUGGUGGGCGUCCACGGGCCAAAGACACCCUGUGAGGAAGUCUAUGUCAAACACAUGGGCAACAGGAUGUACAACGUGACGUACACGGUGAAGGAACAGGGCAGCUACAUCCUCAUCGUGAAGUGGGGGGAUGAGAACAUACCAGGAAGUCCUUUCCACGUCACUGUCCCCUAAACAAGCUCAGCUUCAUCUCCACACGGUGACUCCUCAUCUUCUACGAUGCACUGAAGACUUUUCCUCACAGAGGAGGAAAGGUUCCUCAUGUUUCUCCUGUCCUUACCUGUUCUCCAUGGGAUGUGACGGCCGUUGCUCCCCUCAAGUACUUCACUCAAACUGCUUGAACAGCUGCUAUAGAGAUGAUCCAGGAUGAGAAAUCUUCCAACAGACGUUUCCACAAACUUUCGUUUGUUUUGCAGCAGGAACCUUCCUGAUUAGGUCCAUCUCUGCAGGGUUUGGACCUGAUCAGGAACAUUCUGUUGUAAGAAUCUUAAAAGGUGAACAUCUGAGGCCACAUGGGGACGAUUUUAAAGGCCUCGAAGCAGAAAAUGUGAAGCUAUUUUCUAUAUACUUCAGCUCAAUGCAGAUCUCUACAUCUUCUCUGCAUAACCAUUGUUUGUAUUCAGCAAAUCUAGAUGUUCUGGGUGCAGAAGACUUUGCAACCAUCUUCUAACUGCUGAAGGAAGUCCAAGCAGCUGGAACUCCUCCUCCUUCAUUGGGUCUGUGAGGAACAUCAGGGGACGUUCUCCUCUAUGAACAUCACGUCCUGAGCUCUGCAGACGAAGAGUUUGGGAUGUGACCUUCAUCAUCCGCACGUCUCUAUCUUGAUGGAUUCCAGUCGGUGUCCUGAAGAUAAAACAGAUUUUCAGCAACAACUCCACGUCUUGUAGAACCUUCUGGAUUUCACAUGAGAUGUUUGGAUUCUGCUGCAUCAAACUGUGACGUUUAAUUUAUUCCCCCUGAUUGGCUGAAGGUAGAGGAGCCGCGUCUGAUCUGUGAUCCGCUCCCAGUCUGUGUUUUAAUAAGACGCAUCAGGAGGUUUUAUGGAGAUUUUUCAGAAACACACUAUUAGAAAUACUUUUUUUGUAGUUUUGUAUGUAUCCAAGCAAAUGACUGAAAGCUUGAGUAUGGCAAAAUUGUGCAGGCAUAAUAAAACUGUCUUUGAGACAUCCCUCA